GCGUAGGUGGAGAGAGAAAGAGGGGGAGUGGAUGUGUUAGACUGUAAGGUGGGAGGAGAGAGGGAGGGGAAAGAGCGAGAAGAUUUGAGGGAGGAAGAAAAAUAAUUGCCCGGACGGUUGGACGGCGGUCGCCUUUCUAUUUCCUUGGCCCUUCUUUGAGCGGCUGUUUUUGGUGGCGCCGGUGGGUUCUGCGUCUGCCUCAUGUCCGUCGCCCGAGGCCUCAUGAACCGCACGGAGCUCUCCAGCUGGUGGGUGGCGGAGGAGCUCGUGGCAGCGGCUGACUGGUGGACGGAGAUCAAUGAAUCGACGAGGUGGCAGGACGGGAUCUUCUAUUUCCUGUGCGCCGCCUACGCCCUCGUCUCCUCCGUUGCCCUGAUUCAAUUAAUUCGUAUUGAGUUGCGGGUGCCAGAAUAUGGAUGGACAACACAGAAAGUUUUCCAUUUUAUGAACUUCAUUGUAAAUGGCCUCCGUGCAGUUGUCUUUGGAUUUCACAAUCAAGUCUUCUCGUUCAAACCAAAGGUGUUUCUGUUAGUUUUGUUGGACUUGCCCGGGCUCUUGUUCUUCUCAACGUAUACACUACUUGUGUUGUUCUGGGCAGAGAUUUAUCAUCAGGCACGAAGUUUACCCACAGAUAAGCUCCGAAUUGUUUAUAUGUCAAUCAACGGUGGAAUAUAUUUUAUACAGAUCUGCAUCUGGAUUUACAUCUGGAUUAAGGAUAAUACUGUUGUGGAGUCAGUUGGGAGCAUAUUCAUAGCAGUUGUAUCCUUUGUUGCAGCACUAGGUUUCUUGCUUUAUGGAGGGAGACUAUUUAUGAUGCUGAGGCGCUUUCCUAUUGAAUCCAAGGGUCGAAGGAAGAAGCUUCAUGAGCAGGUUGGCUCUGUUACUGCUAUAUGCUUCACCUGCUUUCUGAUAAGAUGCUUUGUGGUUGCUUUGUCUGCAUUUGAUUCUGAUGCAUCUCUCGAUGUGUUGGAUCACCCAAUUCUCAAUCUGAUAUAUUAUAUGUUGACGGAGAUCUUGCCUUCAGCACUUGUUCUUUACAUCCUUCGAAAGCUACCUCCUAAAAGGGUUUCUGGACAGUACCAUCCAAUCCGAUGAAUAUUCAAAUCUUAAAAUCUUCCGAGCUGGAUUCUAUAUGAAAUCAAAGUAAGCAUCAUGUCGAAUGGAAUCCAUGGCUGACCCUGCAUCCAAGAGAAGCUGAUCAAAGAGAGCAAUCUUGUAGAGGUACAUUUUGGGAUUUUGUGGGAUCAGCCUUUUGACAUCCUUGGUGCUAAAGAAAGCUGAACUUGAACCAAAGUCGCUGGUGUCUUGUGUUCUGGGUUGGCCUUCACUAUUCUGCUUUUGUUUCUUUUGUUUUUUUUUUCCAAGCCAUCUCUUUCUUUCUCUUGGAUGUGUGUACGAAUGAAGAAAAAAAUGUAGUGGCCGCAAUUCAUUGAUUGGAAUUCGUGCAUAGCUCUGCUGAGUUUUUUGUGUUUAAUGAUAAAUGGUCAGAGGUUGAUACAAA
Molecule: messenger RNA, 1501 nt
Organism: Nymphaea colorata (pocket water lily)
Lineage: Eukaryota; Viridiplantae; Streptophyta; Magnoliopsida; Nymphaeales; Nymphaeaceae
Product: tobamovirus multiplication protein 1
Exons: 11
Coding region: 202-1095 (297 amino acids)
Cellular component (GO): plant-type vacuole membrane
Source: RefSeq, a predicted model, not a curated record